Molecule: messenger RNA, 3413 nt
Organism: Cololabis saira (Pacific saury)
Lineage: Eukaryota; Metazoa; Chordata; Actinopteri; Beloniformes; Belonidae
Gene: sesn4
Product: sestrin 4
Exons: 9
Coding region: 173-1507 (444 amino acids)
Biological process (GO): cellular response to L-leucine; cellular response to leucine starvation; regulation of response to reactive oxygen species
Cellular component (GO): nucleus
Molecular function (GO): L-leucine binding; oxidoreductase activity, acting on peroxide as acceptor
Source: RefSeq, a predicted model, not a curated record
CAGACGGGCUGGCCGGCUCUGACUCCUGCAGCUGCUGCCGCUGAUGGGCUCUGCUGGACGGCUACAGACCCGCUCCUUUUGUUAGCAGCGAGCUGGAAAAGCACCGAGAAAACUCCUGCCGCGUCCAUGCAAUAGCACACCCUUUUUUUCCACCCCCUUUUCUCUUAGGAAAAUGAUCAUCUGCACGAGUAAGAUGGAGUACCCCUUAAGAUCGCAGUACCAGCGGGUCCAGAAACAGGUGAUGGUGAAUGGUGAAAAGGAGCGAGUGUCAUUACUGUUCAUGAAGGCUCUGGUCAGCAGGGGGAGCGUGGAUGCCGUAUCCCAGCAGAUGGCGUCUCACCCUCAGUAUUUGGAGAGCUUCCUCCGUACACAGCACUACAUCCUGCACAUGGAUGGCCCUCUCCCGCUGCCAUACCGCCACUAUAUCGCUAUCAUGGCUGCAGCAAGACAUCACUGCAACUACUUAGUGUAUCUGCACUCAACCCAUUUUCUAAGAGUGGGAGGGGAUCCUCUGUGGUUGCAGGGUUUGGAGGCGGCGCCCCCUCGGCUUCGCCUCCUUGACCACAUCAACAAGGUGCUGGCCCACCAGCCCUGGCUCACAGCCUGCUCCCACAUACAGACACUGCUGAAGGCGGGCGAGCAGUGCUGGUCACUGGCAGAGCUGGUGCAGGCUGUGGUGAUCCUGGCCCACUGCCACUCCCUCUGCAGCUUUGUGUUUGGAUGCGACACAAACUCAGACUUCGUCCCGCUCUCUAAAUCUCCUAAUGGUACCCCACCUACCUUAUGUCCCUUUGAUGCUGCCAACGGCAACACCAAUGUGCCUCAGUCACUCGCUGCUCCUGCUGAACGUAUAACACGACGACGGUCUUUGGAUUCCAGUUGUGAUAUGGUGUACUUAAAGGAGAGGAUCCAGAAGUCCCAGGAAGAGCGUGAGAAGAGAGAAGAGCGUUUUCUAAAAAAGCAGACACUCCAGCCAACAGACAUGGAAGAGGAGGAGGAGAUGAUGUGCUUCGCAGAUCCUUUGCGUUUUAUCACAGACCCUGACUUUUGCUAUCAGGAGUUUGCCCGCAGGGACGAGGACCACUUCCAAGUAUUAAGAGUUCAAGAUUAUUCAUGGGAAGAUCAUGGCUUUUCCUUAGUCAACAGAUUAUACUCUGACAUCGGCCACCUCCUAGACGAUAGAUUUAGGAGCGUAACAAGCCUUCCCUCGCUGCACAGUCCCGACCUGAAGAGGGCCAUUUGGAAUUACAUCCAUUGUAUGUUAGGAAUACGCUAUGAUGACUAUGACUAUGGAGAGGUGAAUCAGUUGCUGGAACGAGAUCUAAAGCUGUACAUCAAAGCUGUGGCUUGUUUUCCUGAUGCCACAAAAACCCCGGUGUGUCCUCUGAGUUGGACUGCUCUUAAAACAUCAGAAAGGAUACACGUAAAUCUACUGAUCAUGGAGGCCCGGCUGCAGGCGGAGCUGCUCUACGCUCUCAGAGCCAUCACUCAGUAUAUGAUUGCCUAAGUAUUCAGAGAGGCACCACGUUGAAACUCUUUACCGGUACGGAGAGACCCAGAUUCAAGAGGAUGAAGACAUCUCAGCUGGAGACGGUGAUGUGGGGCGAGAGCGGCACCUUCAGGGACACAGAGCUCGAUUGUUCGUCGCUGUGCCUCAUAAGUGUGCUUCUUCUUUCGCUCAGAUUUAAUAUGUUUAUACCAUAGUAAGCCAUGCCCCUGCCCACCCCACUUGAAGUUUGUCUUAUUGUGAAGUCCUCCUAAGAAUAUCCUGGCUCUAAAACGUUAUGUGCAAUUAUUAGAAGUUAUUUUAUUUUUUACCUGUUGUCUUGCGUUCCAGUUCUGUCUGUGUGAAACUGCUCGUUUGAAGCAGCGCGUUACCAGUGGCUAACCCUUUUUUAUUUACGCGUCUCCUUUUGUAAAAGUUAUGCUUUCCCAACGAUGACGACAAGAAAAAUGGAAAAAAAAAAAAAGGAAAACUCUUUUUGUACAAGUUAAAUGGUUGUUAAUGGGAGACCGGGGCCUUAGUUUAGUUGUCCUUUUCCUUUCUGGGGGGACAAUCGUCAGUGUUGGAGGCCAUUGAGUGGACUUCAAUGGAUAACAGUUUUGCUCUCCCUGACAGUUCAUAUGAAUGCUGGUAAAGAACAAACACAGCCGUGAAGUUAUCGCAUCACCAUAGUUUCUUUUAAUAAGCACUUUUUUAAACUUUAUAUAUUUAUAUUGCAAUGUAGCUCAAGUCGACGUUGAGGCAGUUUGUGGGUCUGACACCUUUUCCUCACCAUAGUGCAACUUUUAGAUGGUUCGUCCUCAAAAUUUCCCACUUUACUUGUCUUCUCCACCCAAGAUUUCUUAGCGAAGGCACUUGAUUUAAGAUAUUUCAGCACGCUUUUGUUUUUUUUCCUUAUUUAGAAUUCACUGCUGAUACCGAAGGAUCAGGAAGAUGAUGUUCCUUUUUAGAAAAAUAGUUUUUUUUGGGUACCUUAACUGAACAGGGCAAUGGGUAGGUUUCCGUGGUGACACUGAAGCUGAGCCUUUAGCAGCCUGGCUUGUUUAUUUUUACUCAAGUGUUUCAGAAAGAAUGAAAUCAGAGUGAGAACUCCAUCCUUCAAAGAUUAAAUCCAUGAUUGAACUAGAUCAGUAUAAAAUCUCCAAAGUAGAUGUGCACUAAUAUGAGUUCAGGUUUUUGCUCCACUUACUGCUAUUAUUUCUUUUUAAUGCAUACAACAUUAGAUCUGAUCCAUUAUAGAAAUUGCUAAGCACAACGAUGUGCAAAGUAGUAUGUUAAAGAAAAAAAAAAUAACCUUUCAGUUUUUUUCUGGGUUUUUUUUGGUAAAUUUUUGAAGUACUUGUAGAUUUUUCUUGGUGUGUCCAUAGGACCUGCUUGGCUAGGUAGAUGUAGAAGUGUGGCAGACCUGUGUAGAUUUAGAAUUAGCAACUGCUGGACAUUUAAAAAAAUAAGUGCAUAUCGAUAAAAGCAAAAGCGCUAUUAACACAGGUGCCUUUAGGCUAAAACUGGAGCGCUGCUCGAGUGGAGGGAUGUUGCUGCUGGAGGCUGAAUGAAGGCUUUGAUUGCAACUGGGAAACAUAUCUGACAGGUAUAAACCUUGUGACUAUUCCUACAUGAAUGGGAACACUUUUUUUUCUUUCUUUUUUUUGCUUUCUUGGUGUUGGGUCGGCACCAUUUCUGAUAAAUGUUGUGGCUGUGGACACCCAUGUUUUCAAUGAUACACCUUCUGCAAGCCUCAGCUACUCAGCAAGAGCCUUUGACACAGAUGGAUGUUAAAAAUGUUCAACUUUAAAAGAUGGAAAAAAAAAAGAUAAUUAUUUAAAAUACAACUUAAAAAAAUGGAACAACUGCAAAGACAAAAAAAAAAAUUCUGAAAAUGUGAAGAUAUGUUUUCUAUAAAGAUGUUAUA